AUGCCUCCCAAACGCAAGCGUUCUGAGCAGGAUACUGAGCGCCUUUCUUUAGGUGCCAAGAUUGACUUAUUGGGCGACGUGAUGCCCGUCCCUUUUGAUCGUUUGAAGCGUGCUUUGGACAAGGCUCGCGAUGAGCGUGAGAGCGCUCGUCAGGCUCUUCGGGCUUCCAUGUCUCGUUUAGAGCGCGCUGAGAAGCAGACUUCCUUACUGGAGCGUCGUGGGGCUCUGAUGCUUCAUCGUAAGGCUCAGACGGUAGAGGAUUUGGAGGAGAUUGAGCGGCUCGAGACUUCCCGUAGAGCUGGGGAUGCCGCUGACCCUGAGGCUGAGGGUGGCGAUCGGCAUGCAAAGCGCUUGCGUGGCGAGUCCUCAGCUGAUACCUCUGUGGGUCCUACGAAUGUGGGUUCUCCUGGGGCUGGUUCUGCUGCGCCUCCUGAGACGUCGGAGCCGGUGGAUUUCGCGCGGAUGCCUGUCUUCUGGGAGGUUGAUCCGUUUUCUGGCGAGUUUGAUGUGUCGGCUUUGGACGGUCUGGAUUUCGGCGGUGGAAUUCUUUAA
Messenger RNA from Aplosporella prunicola CBS 121167, 552 nucleotides. RefSeq lists its product as uncharacterized. The transcript is spliced from 2 exons. Bases 1 to 552 code for a protein of 183 amino acids. Lineage: Eukaryota; Fungi; Ascomycota; Dothideomycetes; Botryosphaeriales; Aplosporellaceae. The record is from RefSeq and is a predicted model, not a curated record.